AGAACUCCAACAUCUUCUUCAAAUCAUUACACUCCCAGAAGACUUCAGGUAAUACCUGGUUUUGAAGAAAAUAGAUAAUGGAAAUGUUCUGGCUUUAUACCUAUAAUGACCCAAAACAUCUUGUUUUGUUUAUACUUUGUAGUUUGGCAUGAAAACCUUUCCCCCCUGCCUCCCACAACCUCCAAGGUCUCUUAUAAGAUGAAUGGCACAGUUUCUACUUGUCAUGCUAAUUAUCCACACCUAAACCCUCUGCAAGGCAGAUGCCAUUUGAAAGCAGAGUGCUGGGGUUUAUAGAAAGUUCACUGUAUUACUCCCUCUAGUGAUUUUGCUAAUAAAUUCAUUCAACAGGAAUCAUCUGACCCAAGAGCACCCCUUUUCAAACAGGAGCCUACAUCCCCACCAAAACCCAUUCACAUUACAGCAAAGAUAAGAUCAGCGGCGGCUGUAAAAACUGAGCCCUGUGACAGAACAGAAAGCAAGUAUGGUGGCUUGGUUGGAGAAAAAGUCAAAGAGGAAAAACUUGAAAUGACAGAUAUGGAUACAGGAAUGGAAGGUAAAAAAGAUAGAAUUUUGUCAUCAGAUUAUUAAAGGCAAAGUGUACAAGUUGCCUGGCUGGAAAUUAGUCCUGCUAGUUAAGUAACUUUCCUUGUUGACUUGCCUCAUGGGCAGCCCAGUAAAGUCCUCUUUGCAUAAUGAAGCAGACUAUGACAACCAUGGAACUGCUCUGGGCAAGUGAAAUUGGAUCUUGUGUACUUUGGGCGCAAUUCGGCCGAGUAUUGGUUGACACUCUCUGCUGACAUUCUUUGGACUUGUCACCAACAUAGACAUGUUGUGCACAUAUGAACCAACACUCAGCCAAUGUGUUUUGCCGAUUCGUGGCACACAUGUCAGCUGGUGUGUCAUCCAACAUGUUGACUGAGUGUCUUCUGUUUAUCGGCUGAUAUGUCAACCUGUCUGAUGAAUGGGUAUAACUUAUGUCAACCAACAUAAUUAUUAGCCAAGACCUAACUGACAUGUCAACAGAUAGUCAACCAUUACACUGACCAAGUGUUGGCCAUUAUGUCAGCCAAUACUAAUAACUUUUUCUGAGCUGUCAUAAAACAUGAUUUAGUUUAAGUGUAAUCAUACAUGUGUAAAUAACAGAAUCUUAAAAAACUUUCUUACCUGGAAAAAAAGGCUCUUAAUCCGCACUGUUUUUGUUUUGAUUGAUGUUAAAACUGAACGUUUGACAUGAUCGUCCAUUGCGCAAAAAGUAUGUGUUUCAUUCGUAGCUUAUAUUUGCAUGUGUCAGCGGUGUUUAUUACAAAACAGAAGAGUUAAAACAUCGAAAUGAAAAAGAUCAUUCGAGUUCGUAGAAUCCAUUGGGAGAAAAGACCAAUUAAACAUACACUGUCUUUCUAGUUCGAGAUCGUAAGUAUAGUCGGCAGUAAGUCAGUCGCACUUUGCUUUGGGUUUUACGGCGCACAGGUGCGAUUACACAUGAAUUUUUAGGCGCACAACCAAAAAAUCCAGUUGCAUAUGCGACCAGUUAGUCGCUAACUUUGAGCCCUGGGUACUGCUAUUGGCCAGGAUCACGUAGCAGCUGCUCGGAAGAGAAGUCAUGGUCCCUGACCCCAAAUUACUAAAACAAUAAUUGGAAGAAUGACAUAUCAUUGUUUCCUGCAACCAAUUAGGAGAGACCUUCCGAGCAGCUCCUACACUACCCAUUGGCCCUGCCACCAAUAUAAAUUAUAUGUUAACGAAUCUUGAAUUUCAGAUGGGACUGGCUAUGUGGAUGAUGGAAGAGAGAUUUUUGAUGAUGAUCUUGAGGAGGAACCUUCAGAUGGUUAGUGAAUUUAUUAGCUGUAUUUGGUGAAAAAAUGGGUUACGGUUUUACAUAGGCUACUAGGAAAUAGAAAAAUCUGUACUCAAUAAAAAUCUUCAUUCACCGUUUCAGGGAAAAAUGUUCCUAAAUUCAAGUCUAAAAAACCAGUAAGUACUUUUGUUGGACAGGCUUGUUGUUUCAAAUUUCUAUAUGCUUUGAACUAAUAAUUAUAUUUAUUAAUAACACAUUAAUGCAUUUUUUCUUCUAAAUCACAGAACGUGAAGAAACCAGUAGCAAAGCCAAAGUCAAUCAAUAAAAUGUUACUUGCGGCAAGUGCCAAAGCUAAGAAACCAAAGGUGAGAAGGUUUGAGAACUAAAAUGGGAUAAGGUAGAGGCAAAAACAUGCCAAAGUCCCAAAUGGCCAGAGUUUAUCUCAAUCGGUUUCCUUAUCAUGAAGCAUACCUAGGAGUAUUGCUACUCCCCCCUGGACGGGAUGCUAGUCUAUUGCAGGGUUACCCCCAGCAGUACGUCGCCGGUGCCCAUUUAAAACAGUGGACUAAAGUUCCUUGUCUAAGAAAACAAUGCGACAGGCGAGGCUUGAACCCCGGACCUCCAGAUCCGCCCAGCCACACACAUGCCUCCACAGAUAAACUAAAACAAACCAAAGAAAGACUGCUUGAGAAAACAGCUUCUUACAUGUAGUUGUUGCUUAUGGUAGCUUAAUAUUUCUCUCUUUCUCUUUUGACCCAAAAGAAACUUAACUAAGUUCUUUUUUAUGCUCCCUUUGUUAGAAGGAAGUUACAUCUCUUGGGGAUGACGAUCUCCUCAAUGACCUUUUGAAAGAAGUAGAGGUAUGCACAGAAAUUUAAAGUUAGAUUAUUAUCACUUGUGUUUUUGUUGGUGUAGUGUUUUGUUCUGGAGUGCUAUGGGGAACUGUUAAAUGUAAAGAAAAUCAUCACAGUUGUGACUACAACUUUUGCAGUUGUCAAAAGAAAUGCUGAAAAAAUUCAGGCUUGUACUGAAUUUUUGAACUCUUGGCCUUUGCAAUAUCUUCUAAGCCAACAGGCCAAUAGACCGUUUCAGAGUUGCCCCAAGCCUCUGAUUCAAAACGAGGCUAAGGACAAAGCUAUUGAUAUGAAAAGGAUUUUUUAUUCUCAUGCAAAUAAAACUCAUUUUCACAAGAAAAGGUUUUGGAGUCAGCUUCAUUUUAAAAGUGAAAGCUCUUGGAACUCACAAAUGGCCUGUUUGGAGCUGGUUUUUAAGUUGGUUCAUUCCCAGCUGGCUUGUAAAUAUCUCAGUUGGUGAUACUAUUGCAGUGGUCAAAGGUUUGAAUCCCACACAAACCUGAAUUUUUUUUUCAGGCUUUCUUUUUGCAACUGCGAAAGUUGCAUUUAAAACUGUGAUGAUCUUCUUUGCAUCUACCUUUUCAUCCUGCCAUUCUAAUAUAUGAUUUUCAUAUAUUCAUAUAGUUUCAAUUAUGUUGUUUUUCUAAGAAGGUCAAGUGUGGUAGUCCAGGUAAGUGUAGUGCUGAAGAGGACUGUUGUUGACAGUGACUUAAUUUUCGACCACUCGUCGUAGUCAUUUUUAUGCAGAAUCAGAGUUAGUUGUCUCACAUCAACUGAUGUUAUUAAACUCUGUUCAUUGACCUGAUUGGUCAAUUAGGUCACGAUGCUAUUGCUUGUUUGUCAAUCAGUUAAGCAGUGAUCUGCUUUGAAGACUCUAAAAUGUGAUUGGUGUGUUUCGAUCCAUCUUUUGUCACAGUCUUAAUGAUUGUUUUUGUUAUUUUUGACAUUUUAAGCAUCCAAGACCAGCUCCAGUGUCAAAGGGCAAGGGUCAAGUGUUAAGGUAUUGUAAACAAGUUAUUGCUACAGAAAAAAUAGAAUAAUAGUCUGAGUUGAAGUAAAAGUAUAUUGAUUUUAGAGGCAGUGAGAAUAUGCAUAGACGUCAGUCAUUUUGGUAUGACAGUAAGCUGAGCAGAAAAUUAGAUUAAGAAUCAUGUCUAGUAAAAGGAUAAAUCAAUUUUGUUGAUUUUUAUUGUUAUGGUAAUAGUUUUUUGCUUUUAAACUGAGAGUCCUCAAAGUCAGGGCUGUCCCUAUGAUUUUAAGGUGCCAGGUAUAUGCAAAAAGAGGGUGGGGGGAAAUGAACUGCUCGGAAGUUUUUUUUUUUUUUUUUUUCCCUCUUGUUUCCUAUAAAAGUAGCCCAGGGUCAAGCUUAUAGUAGUCAGGCAGGGUUUUUUUUUAGGUAUCGGAGAUUGGAGAAUUCUCGGUCUCCUACGCAGAAUUCUCCAGCUAACGUUCGGUAGCCUAUGACAAGUGUUUAUUCAGAUGUGGAUCCUCUUUCAAAAUAUUCUCCUGUAAGUACGUUACGCCUUUCUCCUGCUACUAGAAUUCUUAAUGAAAACCCUAGCCAGGGGAAAUUCCCAGCCUCCAACCCUUAGUGACAGCCCUUCAAAGUCCUUUAUUUAGGUUAAUGAUGCUUUGUUUUUUUUUCAUUUAAAGAACUCCAACAUCUUCAAAUCAUUGCACUCCCAGAAGGCUUCAGGUAAUAUCUGGUAAAAAAAAUAGAUAUUGGAAAUGUUCUGGCUUUAUACCUAUGAUGACCAAAAGCAUCUUGUUCUGUUUAUACUUUUUAGUUUGGCAUGAAAACCUUUCCCCCUGCCUCCCACAACUCCCAAGGUCUCUUAUAAGAUGAAUGGCACAGUUUCUACUUGUCACGCUAAUUAUCCACACCUAAACCCUCUGCAAGGCAGAUUGCAUUUGAAAGCAGAGUGCUGAGGUUUAUAGAAAGUUCACUGUAUUACUCCCUCCAGUGAUUUUGCUAAUAAAUUCAUUCAACAGGAAUCAUCUAACCCAAGAGCACCCCUUUUCAAACAGGAGCCUACUUCCCCACCAAAACCCAGUCACAUUACAGCAAAGAUCUGCGGCGGCUGUAAAAACUGAGCAAUGUGACAGAACAGAAACAAAGUAUGGUGGCUUGGUUGGAGAAAAAGUCAAAGAGGAAAAACUUGAAAUGACAGAUAUGGAUACAGGGAUGGAAGGUAAAUAAGAUAGACUUUCGUCAUCAGAUUAUUAAAGGCAAAGUGUACACUCGCAGGGCUGGAAAUUAGUCCUGCUAGUUAAGUAACUUUCCUUAUUGACUUACCUCAUGGGCAGCCCAGUUAAGUCCUCAUUGCAUAAUGAAGCAGACUAAGACAACCAUGGAACUGCUCUGGGCACGUAAAAUUGGGUCUUGUGUACUUUGGGCGCAAUUCGGCCGCGUAUUGGUUGACACUCUCUGCUGACAUUCUUUGGACUUGUCACCAACAUAGACAUGUUGUGCACAUAUGAACCAACACUCAGCCAAUGUGUUUUGCCGCUUCGUGGCACACAUGUCAGCUGGUGUGUCAUCCAACAUGUUGACUGAGUGUCUGCUGUGCGUCGGCUGAUAUGUCAACCUGUCUGAUGAAUGGGUAUAACUUAUGUCAACCAACAUAAUUAUUAGCCAAGACUUAACUGACAUGUCAACAGAUAGUCAACCAUUACACUGACCGAGUAUUGGCCAUUAUGUCAGCCAAUACUAAUAACUUUUUCUGAGCUGUCAUAAAACAUGAUUUAGUUUAAGUGUAAUCAUACAUGUGUAAAUAACAGAAAAAUCUCUGCUAGAUGUUCCUGGUUCAUAUGAUGACAUGCCAGAGUACGAUGCUGGUUUUGAUGACUUUGAUAAUGACGAUGAUCUUGGUAAUGAAGAAGCUAUCCAGGCUUUAUCAAAUGCAGAAAAGAAUCAUGAUGUAAAACCUCACGUCAAGGUACUUUACUAUAUUGAUUCAAUAUUGAUUCAAUACCAGGUUAGCCUUGUUUUGUAGGACCAAGCUGUUCCAAGUAAUCUAAGAAGCAGGUUCAGGCAACCUUUGUUUUCCUACAAUUUAGUUUAGAGUCCCUUAAACUUAAACCAAGAACUUUUUAAGUUACUGAAUUCAUGUUUUCCAAGAAAUUGUAAAAUUAAAAAUUGUUCUUCUCAGUCUCUGACCAACUUUUCAAGGUCACCUUUAUUUUACAAUGAAACUUUGUUGAUCUCUUGACUCACUUCUCUAUCUAUUCAACAUUAUUUAUUUUUGGGAAAGCUACAAGUAACCAUCAGAAGUACUUCAUAUACUUUCCUUUAAUUAUCCUCUCAGGUUGAGGCUAGUGAGAAGCCAAAUGACAGAAGAUGCGCUAUGCCACAGAAGUAUGCAAUUCUAUUAUGAUAUUUAUUUUGAAAUUCAUUGACAAGUCACAUCACUAAACAAUUUAAAUAUUUCUGAGAAACAAUAACAUAUUAUUAUCGUAUGACUUUUUAACUUUGUUGGGGGGUAGAAGUAAUAAUUUAUUGUCAUGUUUGUGUUUUGAAGUCAAGGGAAGGGUGUGGUCACAUGUGUUUUGAAGCAAAGUCACUGGAACUUGCUGGAUCUUGUCAGCAGAUAAUUUUUGUUGAACAAAGAAAUGAUUAUGUUACAGCUACUUGAGCUGAUGCCUUUGUACCAUUUGGUUUUCAUGACUGCUUUCAGGAAAUAACUGGCUCAUUUAGGGGUUCUUGUCUUGUGUUUUGGGCACAGUCAGACAAAACUACUGUCCACUGCACUGCUGGGCAUUUUUGGAUAUUCAUAGUUUGCUAAUUAAAUAAUGACUUCCUUUUUAUUUAAUUAUCUGUAAUAAAGUGAUGGGGGGAGGCUUUGCAUUCCACUCCUGCCUCGUGCUUGCCUUUCCUCGCCUAAAAAAUACAGAAAAAUUAUCCUUGUUCUGCAGUUUAGCCCUCAAAAUAUAUUGAUAUCACGAAAAAACUUAAUUUAGUAAUAAUAAGUGCAUGGAUCUUUGCAGAACAACAGAACUUCCUGGUGAUUCAGGAUGGGAAACUAUCUUAGGAAAUGAAGAUUCACAACAACAAGAGGUAUAAAAGUGUCAAAAGAUUCUUGUAAAUGUGUUUUGUUCUUAGUCACCUCCCUGCCUUUCAUUGUACAAGAAGUCAAGCGUCUUUUUUGAAUUAUAUAAAAAUGACAUCAUAUCUCUUUCUCUGGAAUGAGAAAUACCUCUCUGUACCACUUCAUCACAACACAGAGAAAAGUAUAGUAUCCCUCGCAGCCGUUUUUUGGAUGUCAUGCAACGCUCCCCCGAAAGAACUUUCAGGGGAGCAUUGCGUGACAUCCAAAAAACAGCUGCGAGGGAGACUAAGAAAAGUAUGGUGUAGCUUUAAUUUGUUUCCUGUUUGUUUUAAACAAAUUUUGUUUAAGUUGCGUACAGUCAAACCCUCCAUAAUGGACGCCCGCUUAAUGUGGACACCUUGUUAUUACAGACAGUUCGUUUUGUCCCUGGGGAAUGAAAGCCCUUACAUUUUUUCUAAUUUCAACUGUUAAUACGGUCACUUUCUAUGGCCCCCUCAGUGCCCGUAUUAACAGGGUUUGAGUGCUUAAGUUUUUUUUUUUUUUUUAUGUGCUACUCAGUAGGUUUUGAUGGAUGUUAAUGUGGAUUCGUCUUCUCUUCCACUCAAAGAAGUAGAUGGUUAGUAAACAUAUCAGCAAUCAACAAGUUUCAAGCUUGAAAUUAUUAAAAAGUGAAAAUAUAGGCCUCAGCCAGUUCUGCUUUCAAGAUGGGCAAAAUAAAAAUUCAAGAAGACUCCUGACAUUUCACUUUCCAAAAAGAUGAAAAACUAGCAACCCUAAGUAAAAGUACUGCUUAACCCUUUAAACCCUAACAUCAAAAUUCAAAUUCUCUUUUGUUAUCCCUAUACGUUUUCAAUAGAAGUAGUGGGGAGAAUUUGAUGAAGUAUCAAUUAGAUUCAUCUUGUGUGAUCAUAUCCUUAAUUCUCAUGACCACUGUGUUUUAUAAAGCAGUGAUAUUACAAGGAGAAAUUUGAUGCUGGUCACUCUUAGGGCCUAAAGGGUUAAGAGGUUGAACAGUCAUAUGGGAUUUCAUCCAAAGAAUUGCAAAAAUCUCUGCUAGAGCUAACAUUUUGAUAGAAAGGCUUGAUAAAUGCCAACAUAUAAAAGGGACACAGAAAGAAACUAUGGAACCUUGCAAGGAUGUCUGACUAGUGAUGCCAGUUCUGUCCAAAUUUUGAAGUACUAAAUCUGUUGCCCAUUCCAUGUUCUUACAAAGAUCAUCUUUUCUUUCUCCUCUUAGGGGAAAAAUUCCUUAAAUUCUACUGGUUUGAUGCUUAUGAAGACAGAUUCAAACAACCAGGUAGAGUUGGUCAAGGUUGCUGGACAGUUGUAUUAUUAAGAACAUCACUAGCUUCACUGUAAGUUUUGAAUGUUCCUGUUAAUUAUUCCCUAUCCUUUAGGUACUGUAUACCUUUUUGGAAAGGUUUGGAUUGAAGCUGCAAAGGCAUAUGUGAGGUAAUUACUGUUUAUCUAAAUUUUAUUUUUCUCUUUAACUAAGUUCGGAAAUCCCACAUGGGAAACCAGAAGGACCACUUAGUGGACUUGCAACUGCUAAUUAAAAAUUUAUCUUUUUUCAUAUUAGCUGUUCAGUGGCAGUCAAGAACAUUGAGAGACAAAUAUUUAUUCUCCCAAGAGAAAAGGUGAGAGAAUGGAUGUAAAAACAUUGCUGCAGUUGUUGAGUUCUUCUUGCAUGUCUUUUCAAAUAUUAUCUGUACCUGUUCCAGCAAUGUACUAAAUUAAUUGAUGUUUUUUUACUUUAUAUCAUUUAGAAGCUUGAAGUUGAUGGUUCUGAAACUGAUGAGCCUGUUGGGUUUAUUGAUAUUUACCAGGUAAAAAAAAAAUAAUGAUUUGAUUUUAAUCAUAGUAAUUUUGAUUACUGUAUUUCAUGGGCAGAUAUAGGGGUGAACCGAGGGGGCCGCAACCACCCCUUUUCCUUUGAAAAUUAAUAUUAUUUUUAUAGAAUUUCGUGUCAGAAAAAUAAAAAGUAUCUAGAAUGGAGCUGUUAAGUGUCCUGGCCACUCCUUUCUGAAUUUUCUGGAUCUGCCGCUGUAUUCCUUCUAAUAAAUGCCCCUGAUAUUUAAGCCUCCUCCUUUAAAUUUUACCAGUAAAGUAGGGUCCUCUCUUGACUAAUACCCCCCCCCAAAUCCCCACCCUUGGCGGCCAACCACAUGUUCCCUCAAAGAAUUACUUGAGAAAGAGAGUAAAAGAUAGAAGGGUUUUACCUUAGGACGUCAUUAAUUAUCUUGAUGUUUCCUCUUGAUGGUGCAAUGAUCUCGUUAGGAGGAAAUUGAUGUUGGUCACUUUUUAGUCCUCCCAUGGUGGUCAUAGUACAAUAACCAUGACAUUGAGGGGGCUAAAUUUCAUCAUUUUCUUGUUAUUUCUUUUUCAGGAGUUUAAUGAUAAGAUUGCAACAAAGCACAAGAUAAUGAAGUUCAUAUCUAAGGUAAUUCAGAUUGUUUAAAUAAUUUUCAUUGUUGUCACUUUUAUACAAUUCUGUUGAUGAGCGUGUGUAACUUUAUGUCCCCAGAAAGUCCAGAAAGCUUAUGCAUUUGAGAUUCAAGAUGUUCCUGUGACAUCAGAGUACUUGGAGGUCAAAUAUUCGGUGAGAGAUGAUAAAUUUUAG
Messenger RNA from Porites evermanni, 9318 nucleotides. Lineage: Eukaryota; Metazoa; Cnidaria; Anthozoa; Scleractinia; Poritidae. The record is from the annotation of a GenBank genome assembly.